Molecule: messenger RNA, 2022 nt
Organism: Opisthocomus hoazin
Lineage: Eukaryota; Metazoa; Chordata; Aves; Opisthocomiformes; Opisthocomidae
Source: RefSeq, a predicted model, not a curated record
AUGGACUUCAGGAAGGCCUUUGGCAUUGUGUCCCACAACAUCCUCAUAGACAAGCUGUUGAAGCAUGGGCUGGAUGAGCAGACAGCGAGGUGGAUUGAAGCCUGGCUGAAUGGCUGGGCCCAGAGGGUGGUGGCACGAAGUCUAAUUGGGGGGACCUUGGGCCUCUGCCUUGGCUCCUCGGAGGAGCCAACCGCUGAUGGCCUCACGUCAACUUCCCUGCUGGAGCUUGCCAUGAUGUCCCACCUGGAGGCCAUGAAUUCCCACGAGCAAACCAGCCCAGAGGCUGCGGAGCCUGAUCUUGCCCCUGGCUCUCUGCAUGCUGCUCCAGGAUCGGGCUUUGCCAGCGAGGAGAAUGAGGAGUCCAAGAUCUUACAGCCCCCGCAGUACUUCUGGGAAGAUGGAGGAGAGCUCAACGACUCCAGCAUGGAAUUGGGACCGGCAACAGAUUACAGCUUUCCUACUGCAUCUCAGAAGGCUCUGCUGAAAGGGAAUGGGACACAGGUGAAAGACAACUGGGAAACAGCCACUGUCCAGCCGCUGGCAGAAUUUGUUGAGCCUGACUUGCACACGCCUUUCUCCAGCACGCUGGAGGAAGAGGAGGGUCUGCUCCCUAUAGACCACUCAAGAGGAGGAGUGGAGAGCCUCCAGACCUCCGGGCCAGAGGUUGCCUCUUCUGAAUCAGUGGACCAAGAGGACUCCUUCUCCCUUCUGUUUUCCACAGCCUCUGCCAGACCAGGUGUUGUGACUGAGGCAGCCAUAGGAGGGCAAGAAGAGGACUCUGUUCCUACAGGCUUAGACCUUGGGAGCAGCAUGGGACCAGGUCUUCUGCCUAUGUCCCCUAUUUUUUCUACUACUACUGCUGCAAGGUCUCCUAGUAUUCCAGAAGAGCACUUUGAGGUGACAGCCGGGGACACGUGGGCUGUUGGGGGAGCAGAUUCGGAGCUGACUGUGACUACCACGGGAGCAGAGCUUGCAGAGACCACGGUGGAGGCUGGUGGGGAAGAGCAUUCAGCCGGAGAUGACGUCUCAGAGACCACAGUGGGGUGGGAGAUGCUGGAGCCCACAGUGCUAAGUGAAAUGGAGCAGACUGCGGAAACACCUGUAGGGACACCCUCUCCUGGAGGCAGCUCCCCAGGCACCCAGACUCUUUCUGGGAGUGAUCAGCACCCCACUUCUGUGUCUCCAUGGGACAGGGCUGACGAGCCUGCGCUGGAUCCCUUUUGGAAUGACACCGAGUCAUCCACUGAGACUGUGGCAGCAGAGAGGAGCUUGUCACCGCAGGCUGGGGAUGCCCGCAUGGCCGUGCUGCCGACAGAGCUGCCCUGGGACUCAGCACAGGUGAUCUGCAAAGAAUGGAGCAACCUUGCGGGGAAAAACUACAUCAUCCUGAAUAUGUCGGAUAACAUUGACUGUGAGGAAUUCCAGCUGGAGAGGGGUCCCCAGCUGUUGGCACUGGUGGAGGACGCCUUCUCCAGGCAGGCAGAUGGACUGCAGGACCGCUGGCUGAUCUCUCUGAGCAAACCCAAUGAGAAUGACAAGCACUUGCUAAUGACACUGGCAGGGGAACAGGGCGUCAUCCCUACAAAAGAUGUUCUCAUGGCACUGGGGGAUGUUAAGAGGAGCUUAGCCGAGAUUGGCAUCCAGAAUUACUCAACCACGACAAGCUGCCAGUCGCACCCCAACCAGACACGCAGUGAUUAUGGGAAACUGUUCGUGGUACUGGUGAUCAUCGGCUCCAUCUGUGCCAUCAUCAUUGUAUUGGGGCUCAUAUACAACUGCUGGCAGAGACGCCUGCCCAAGAUGAAGAGCAUGUCGCAUGGUGAGGAGCUGCGCUUUGUUGAGAACGGCUGCCAUGACAACCCCACCUUGGAUGUGGCCAGUGACAGCCAGUCGGAAAUGCAGGAGAAGAAGCCAAGUGUGAAUGGUGGAAACACCGUCAAUGGCCCUGACAGCUGGGAUGUCCUGAUCAAUAAGCAGGCGAGCGAGGAUGUGGAUGUGUUUGAGGAAGACACCCAUCUUUAG